AUGGACGGUGGUAUGUUUUAAUCUUAUUGGAUUGAUUGAUUCGAUUCGAUUCAACUCAGUUCAAUCAAAUUUUAAUUUCAAAAUUAGCAAAUAUAUCACAUUGAAGUUUAAUAAAUUGAUCGUAUAUCGUUCAAAGUUUGAUCGAUGAAAAAAAUAGAGUGAAUUUUUAUUGGCUCGGUUUUAUCAAUCAAUUAGUACAAGAACAAAGAUGGAAGGGGUCGAUUUUGAUGGAUUGAUUGGAUUAUACAGCAAUUAUUGAUGUUCAGAUCAAUUGGAAAUUUUAAUAAACAAAUGUUGAAAAUGUCAGUUGAAAAUGUCAAUUGAAAAUGUCAAUUUUCAAUCAAUUGAUUCCACCAGUUUUUUUUUUUCUUCAUACUCCAUCAAUUCAAUUAAAUCAUUACAAUCAUAUCCCAGAUCAAUCAAUCAAACCCAUUUAUAGAUCAAUAUUGAUUCAUUUCUUUAUACUUAUAUCACCCCUUUUUAGGCCAAUUUUUGAUAUUUUUUUCGUCCAAUGUUGAAUUUUACCACGGGCACACUACUGAAAUUUUUAAAAUUUCAAUGUUGAAUAUUUGCUAUAACCAAUAAAAUUAUGAUUACUAAUUAAAAAUUUAUUAUAGAAGAAGUAGCUGCUUUAGUUAUUGAUAAUGGUUCUGGUAUGUGUAAAGCCGGUUUCGCCGGUGAUGAUGCUCCAAGAGCUGUUUUCCCAUCAAUUGUUGGUAGACCAAGACAUCAAGGUAUUAUGGUUGGUAUGGGUCAAAAAGAUUCAUAUGUUGGUGAUGAAGCUCAAUCAAAAAGGGGUAUUUUAACUUUAAGAUAUCCUAUUGAACAUGGUAUUGUUUCAAAUUGGGAUGAUAUGGAAAAAAUUUGGCAUCAUACUUUUUACAAUGAAUUAAGAGUUGCUCCAGAAGAACAUCCAGUUUUAUUAACUGAAGCUCCAAUGAAUCCAAAAUCAAAUAGAGAAAAAAUGACUCAAAUUAUGUUUGAAACUUUUAAUGUUCCAGCAUUUUAUGUUUCUAUUCAAGCUGUUUUAUCAUUAUAUUCAUCAGGUAGAACUACUGGUAUUGUUUUAGAUUCAGGUGAUGGUGUUACUCACGUCGUUCCAAUUUAUGCUGGUUUUUCAUUACCACAUGGUAUUUUAAGAAUUGAUUUAGCUGGUAGAGAUUUAACUGAUUAUUUAAUGAAAAUUUUAUCAGAACGUGGUUAUACAUUUUCAACUACUGCCGAAAGAGAAAUUGUUAGAGAUAUUAAAGAAAGAUUAUGUUAUGUUGCAUUAGAUUUUGAACAAGAAAUGCAAACUUCAUCACAAUCAUCUGCUAUUGAAAAAUCAUAUGAAUUACCAGAUGGUCAAGUUAUUACUAUUGGUAAUGAAAGAUUUAGAGCUCCAGAAGCUUUAUUCAGACCAGCUGAUUUAGGUUUAGAAGCUGCUGGUAUUGAUCAAACUACUUUUAACUCAAUUAUUAAAUGUGAUUUAGAUGUUAGAAAAGAAUUAUAUGGUAAUAUUGUUAUGUCAGGUGGUACUACUAUGUUCCCAGGUAUUGCUGAACGUAUGCAAAAAGAAAUUACUGCAUUAGCUCCUUCAUCAAUGAAAGUUAAAAUUAUUGCUCCACCAGAAAGAAAAUAUUCUGUCUGGAUUGGUGGUUCUAUUUUAGCUUCAUUAUCAACUUUCCAACAAAUGUGGAUCUCAAAACAAGAAUAUGAUGAAUCUGGUCCAUCAAUUGUUCAUCAUAAAUGUUUCUAA
Molecule: messenger RNA, 1738 nt
Organism: Insectozyma verbasci
Lineage: Eukaryota; Fungi; Ascomycota; Pichiomycetes; Serinales; Debaryomycetaceae
Source: the annotation of a GenBank genome assembly